Molecule: messenger RNA, 1086 nt
Organism: Calidris pugnax (ruff)
Lineage: Eukaryota; Metazoa; Chordata; Aves; Charadriiformes; Scolopacidae
Gene: TCF24
Product: transcription factor 24
Exons: 5
Coding region: 256-747 (163 amino acids)
Biological process (GO): developmental process; regulation of transcription by RNA polymerase II
Molecular function (GO): RNA polymerase II transcription regulatory region sequence-specific DNA binding; DNA-binding transcription factor activity, RNA polymerase II-specific; protein dimerization activity
Source: RefSeq, a predicted model, not a curated record
GGCCGGGGAAGGAAGGGGCUGAGACGGACAGACCCGCACCGCAUCGCUGGGGAAGGGUCCAGGAUUUAAUCCGAUGUCGAGGUGAAGCUCCUGAAAAGAGAAACUUCUGCUUCCAGGGGCGCCCAAGGAAAUGAGGAUUUUAGCUGGGCCACCACAGAAGCUGCUGCUCCCCACGCCUGAAAGCUGGGAUCUGUCGGAGUCUCCUGGAAAAGCCCCUUGACUGAGGACAACGGGAGCAGGACCUUCACGUCACCGAUGGACUGUGGACACUCGGCUGAGAGCGGCGAGGAGGUCCCCGGCCCGGAACCAGAUUCCCUGCUGCCUUCUGCUGCCGGUGGCAAUUCCUGCCCUCCCUCGGUGGUGGGACCCCGGGCUGGGACAUCUCCCGGCCGACCCGCCGCCGCCAACGCCGCUCGAGAGCGCAGCCGGGUGCAGACCCUGCGCCAUGCCUUCCUCGAGCUGCAGAAGACUCUCCCCUCCGUGCCGCCCGACACCAAGCUCUCCAAGCUGGACGUGCUCCUCCUGGCCACCACCUACAUCGCACACCUCACCCGCAGCCUUCAAGAUGAGGAGGAGGCACCGGGAGAGGGGUUGGGUACCCUCCGAGGGGAUGGAUACCUCCACCCUGUCAAGAAGUGGCCGAUGCGUUCCAGGUUGUACAUCGGAGCUACGGGGCAGUUCCUGACUCACUCGGCACAAGGAGACGGCGCCAACCAAGGAGAAACAUCAACAACUUCCCAAAUCUAAUCGCCCUCCUCGCUUUAAAAAAAAAAAAAAAAGUUAUUUAUUACACCUUAUAUCUAUUUAAGUUAAAAACUAUUAUCUACAGACAAACUAUAAUUGUUGUGUUGCAUGUUACGGGGUUUAAAAUGUGUUUGUUGCCCCCCAAAAACCCACUUGUCCGCUGAAGACACCACGGUUCCUUUCUCUUGUCUUUUAGCAGGUUCAUGCAUUCCAGCAAAUGAGCCCAAAGACUUGGCUUGGUCACGGCACGUUUUUCACUCUAAAAUAUCCACAGUUAGGCAAGAAAAGCUGAAACUAAAUGCACAAAUGCCAUCUGAUGUAUCUGUUCUGUAAAACACUGUC